AAAAAGUACUCCGUCGUAGACAUUGAACGCUUCUCCAUUUUGAGGGAGCUUUCAAAGAGAAAAACCCUAGUCCUUUCUCCCUUUCCUCUCUUCUUCUAAAUCUUUUUCUUCUGAAUUCUGAUAAAUACGUAAUUACGUAGUAUGAAAAAACAUCUUCUUAAUUAAACUCAUGGGGAGGCUUUACUCUCAGGUUAGCGGGCUGCUCAAAGACCAGUAGCUACUGGAACUAUAGACAACCGAGUUGGGUGUGAUCGUUGGGUAAGGCCAGAUGAGGGAUGGAUUAAACUGAAUACUGAUCGAUGCAGCGAUCUAUGAUCGAAAUGGCCAAAGAGGUUUUGUGUGGAUUGCCAGGAACGCAGCUGGCCAACUUCUGGCGUGUUCUUCAACCCCAUGGCCUCAGGGGCGGAGCUAGCGCACUAGACCAGACUGGGUCGAUACAAUUUUUUUUAAAAUUUUUUGAAUCAAUAUUUUUUGAAAUUUUUUACACAGAAUUUUUUACACUAAAAAUACAGACAUUUUUAAAAUUUGGGAUGGGUCAGGGCCAGGGAUGGCCCUCCCCUAGCUCCGCCCAUGCAUGGCCUGCUACAUGCUCGGUCAAAGAGAUGGAGGCACUAGCAAUUCGGGAGGCUUUGUUAUGGUCAAAAUCACAGGAAUGGGAGAAAAUUGUGGUGGAAACAGAUGCGCUUCAAGUGGUUUCUGGACUAGCCGAAGAACUAGGAAGCUCCUACUUUGACCUUAUUUUAGAUGAUAUUAGAGUCAUGAUCACGUCUAACGUGAAUAUUAAUGUCUCACACGUGAAACUAUCUGCGAAUCGGGUAGCUCAUAAGUUUGCUAGAGUUGUCGUUUCUUUGUCUGAUCGUAGAGUUUGGUUCGAUGCUCCUUUAUUUAUUGUAAGCCUUAUGGCUAAUGAUUUGCUUAAUUAAUUAUUAGAAUUUUAUUUAAAAAAAAAAUCAAUAUUUUCAAG
Messenger RNA from Cuscuta epithymum, 964 nucleotides. The record is from the annotation of a GenBank genome assembly. Lineage: Eukaryota; Viridiplantae; Streptophyta; Magnoliopsida; Solanales; Convolvulaceae.